CGUUUCUGAAAGAUAUUUUUUCACAAUGUUCUUUUUUAUCAUGUCAGUCAUUUAAAACGAUUUAGUUUCUCUAUCCACCUCUUUUAUUUCAUAUUUUUUUGUUUCAUUAUUUGAAAGCUAAGUACAUCUGACUCACCUUUGUAACAAUGUUGAACCAGGAAGUCCAGCCGUAUUUAUUCUUUCCUCAUAUCAGAUCUUGUGGCGUUUAAAGCAGGAAGGUGAGGGUAGCUGAGGACAACGCACAGGUGUGGUUUACAGUCAGUUUUCAGUUACAGGAGUGUGUGUGUGAGAAGAGAAACUGCUGUGUUUUAAUAAUAAAUGACUCCAGAUAUGUUCGAACCAGGAUUGAAUGGGAUCAUGGAAAGGACCACUAACUUGGACCAAGGAAGCUUCCUACCUCCUGUGAAGAGGAAGAAAACGGUGAAAGAGCUGCUAAUGCUGAAGCACCAGAAAUGGAAUUGGUCACAGGAGGGCAACGACAUGGAGUAUCAACUCAGAUGUGUAAAUCCUGAAACCUUUGGCCGAGAUUGUAGUCCCUGUGUUUUGAGCCCGGGCGACAGCCCCUCUCUCUUCCCUCCCGCUUACCCUCAAAGUGUCCACACACGACAACACACGCAAUAUCCAGCUUUUCAGGAGCAAGUGGCUCCAACAGCUGAGGCCGGCAUGUCGUUAUUUCACUGGCAGAUCCAGGUAGAGGCACAGAGAGUUGGUGAGGUUUCACCUGAGGUGCUGAAUAUGCAAGAUCCAGAUGGGGACACAUGUCUGCACAUAGCAGUGGCUCAAGGCAGACGAGCUCUGGCUUAUGUGUUUGCUGCAGAAAUGGCAAGAUGUGGCACUUUGGACAUGAAAGAACACAACGGCCAGACAGCUCUGCAGAUAGCGACUGUCACCAAUCAACACUUGAUUGUCCACGAUCUGCUGACCUUUGGAGCGCAAAUCAACACCUGUGACUCAUGGGGGCGCUCUCCUUUACAUAUCUGUGCAGAGAAAGGGCACUUUUUCACUCUACAGGUAGAAACUCAGAUCAGUGAUUCUUUAGAUACAUACAUGAUUUGUUUUAUUUAUUUAUAUUGACUCGUUGGUAAGAUUGAUCCCA
Solea senegalensis (Senegalese sole) is the source of this 1096-nucleotide messenger RNA. Its product is annotated as NF-kappa-B inhibitor zeta-like. Gene Ontology annotation, molecular function: protein binding. Gene Ontology annotation, biological process: regulation of gene expression. The record is from RefSeq and is a predicted model, not a curated record. The coding region runs from base 319 to 1074 and encodes 251 amino acids. Lineage: Eukaryota; Metazoa; Chordata; Actinopteri; Pleuronectiformes; Soleidae. The transcript has 5 exons. Gene Ontology annotation, cellular component: nucleus.